This is a messenger RNA of Psylliodes chrysocephalus, 1333 nucleotides long. The record is from the annotation of a GenBank genome assembly. Lineage: Eukaryota; Metazoa; Arthropoda; Insecta; Coleoptera; Chrysomelidae.
AUGAGCAGUUUAGAAGAAUCUUUUUCUGAACCUUUCGAAGACUCAGGGUCAGAAUACGAAUUACCUACAGCAUGUAAUAGACGUAAUAAAAGAAAAAAUUUUUAUAUUGAUGAUAGUUCAUCUGAUGCAGAUGUGUUCUUUCCUGUUAAACAUUUGAGAAAUUUGCAUCAACUAGACGUUCAAAGUAAAAGCAGCAUUCCUGGAACAUCUAAGGCAGCAAAUUUAAAUAGCCCAGUCAAAUCAGAUGGCCCAAAUAGCCCAGACAAUUUAGAUGAUCCAAAUAUCCCAGACUAUUCAUAUGGUCAAAGCACACCAGUAAAGAAGACUAGGAAACGAAAAGCUAAUGAGGCUCUUUGGAAGAAAAAUAUUAGAAAAAGAUUGAGACAAAGCGGAGAAGAAUAUACAAGUUGUCGAGGCAAGAAUGUUAAGGCAAGGGCUUGUGAGUUCCUCCUCCAAAGAAUAUUUAGAGAGGACGUUGUCUUUAUCAAAAAUGUACGACCUAUACGUCAACUGGUGUGGAGAAAAAAUGUAAUACCAGAAAAAAAGUGGCUUUACUCAAACAUUUUUAAUUAUGAAUUUAAUCUUGGCUUCUUUAUCCCAAAAAAGGAUUUAUGCGAGGUGUGUACAGAAUAUCAUUCAAAAAAGGAAGAAGGAACAUUAAAUGAAAAUUUAGAGGAAAAAUAUAGGGCUCAUAUAAAAGCUAAACUAGAAGCUCGUGAAGAGAAACUAAGGGAUAUAUCGGUCUGUAAAAAUUACCCGUCUACAGCUCUAAUUUGUUUUGACAUGAAAAGUGUUCUAACUUGCCCACAAACACAAAUUUCAAAGGCCUAUUAUAAGAAGAAGUUUGCAGUUUAUAAUUUGACUGGAAAUGAUGUCGUUAAAAAGACUGGUUUCUGCGUUUUGUGGCAUGAACUUUUGAGCGGAAGAAAAGGUGUCGAUAUUGCAAGUGCGCUGUAUAUUCUUCUAAAUAAGUUUUUAUUGGGAAGGCCUGAUGUAACCAAAUUGAUUUUGUGGUCAGAUGCAUGUGUACCACAGAAUAAAAACUCGCACAUGUCUGCGGCUCUAUUAUACUUCUUAAAAAUGCAUCCUGAAAUACAGUCCAUUGUUCAAAAAUUUCAAGUCCCGGGUCAUAGCUGCGUCCAAGAAGUUGACGCCAUGCACAGUGUCCUGACCGCAAUUUAAACAAACUAGAAUUGCACAGUCCACUAGCUAUUUACAAAGCCAUUAAAAAUGUUAGAUCAAGAAAUCCCUUUCGAAUUAUCCAGAUGCAAAAAACAAUUUUUUUAGAUUUCAAAACUAUAUUACAAUUCGUCACUUUAUCGACUGUCCCAUA